UUUGAAUGUUUGGUUGUCUCAUGGAAACUGGUUCUAUCGUUUUCCUGGAAAAAGUUUCAAACCCGGCGUUUGCCAAAUGGUCUGAUUUUGAGGCCUCCAGAAACCACCAUCAUAUCUAUCCAUCGACUGUUAAACUUAUAAAAGUAGGCGCGGAGAAGUCCAUUCUGCAAUUAUGAAGCUCCAAAACACAGAGGACAAAAUUCAACUGCCUCUUCAGAAGCGGAAAUCAAAAAAAUCCAAGGCGCACAAGAAGAAAAAUACCCCCAACCUCGGAAGGAUGGUCGCCAUUGCGGACUUGACAAGCCACCUGGCUUUAAUUGAGGACGACGACAAUUUGGGAGCCAACAACAACGGCGAAGAAAAUGUCGCGCGCCUAGAAGAGAUCCGCACAACACCUCUCUUUUCUUCUGGCGUUCAGAUGGCCAUGCAAAUUCAGGCGCAGCAGGACGCGUUGCCCCAGUAUGCCUUGAUGGGCAUGCGGACAGAGACAUACGGCAGAUCCGAAGGGGAAGCCACCUCAGAAACCCAUAUCAGACGAUCGACCAAUCUGGUGUAUGCCAAUAUCAACGCGCCGUGGUCGACAUUUAUCUGCGGCAGUCAGGGAAGCGGGAAGAGCCAUACGCUCUCAUGCAUGCUUGAGAAUGCACUACUCCAUCCGUCCGAGACGGGGACGCUGUCAUCCCCUCUCACCGGCCUUGUAUUGCACUACGAUAAGUUCACGGGCGUGAACACGGGCCAGCUAUGUGAGGCGGCGUAUCUUUCGUCCAAGGUUCCGGUCCGUGUGCUUGUUGCGCCUAGCAACUUUGGCCAUAUGGAGAGACUCUAUGCGAAUAUGCCGGGGUUGGCGGAUGGGGCUCCAAAGCCUAAAGUUUCCAGUUUGUAUUUCCGUGAGGACCAGUUAACGUUGGGGAUGAUGAAGGAUUUGAUGGCGGUUAGUGGUGAAGGGGCGCCUCCACUUUAUAUGGAGGUCGUUACGAAAGUCCUGAGAGAAAUGGCUGCAGAGGCGCUUGGUCCACGGGGGAUAAAUUUCAAUGCUUUUAAAAAGCGUCUCUACGUCGCUGAGAACCUGAAUAAAGGCCAACUAGGACCGCUGAAUAUGCGGCUCAAUUUGCUCGAAUCGUUUCUCGAAAAGACUUAUAAAAAGCCAGCCCGAGGGCUUGCAGUGGGGAAGGGAAGGCAGGGGAAAAACAUCUGGGACUUUCCGCCGGGAUCUUUGACAAUCAUUGACCUGAGUUGCCCAUUUGUGGACGAAAACGAUGCGUGCUCGCUUUUCAAUAUCUGCCUGAACAUUUUCAUGGAGCGGCGGAAUGAGAGCGGGCGCGUCGUGGCAUUGGACGAAGCUCAUAAGUUCUUGACAACAAACAGCCGUGAAGGCGGGAACCUAACAGACACCCUGCUGUCACUGAUCCGCCAGCAAAGACAUCUAGCUACACGGGUCAUUAUCGCAACCCAGGAGCCCACGCUAUCGCCCAGUUUACUGGACCUGUGCAACGUAACCAUUGUCCACCGUUUUAGUUCACCUGCUUGGUUCACAACACUACGAGGGCAUCUCGCUGGUGCAGCGAUUGACGAUAAUAACAAGCCGAAAUAUGGCCCCGAUAACUUAUUUUCCAGAAUCGUGACUCUAAAAACUGGCGAGGCUUUGGUAUUUUGUCCAGGCGCGAUACUUGAUAUCGUAUCAGAUGAAGCAUUGGAAGAAUCCACGCCAUCACCAGGUGAGCCUGAGCCGCCGCACGGGGUAGCCGCGUUGAAAGCAUUGAGAAUUAGAGAGUUAGGACCGCGAUAUGUCCGGGUGAGAAUCCGCAAACGGGUCACGGCCGAUGGAGGACGAAGCAUUCUUGCUCAAAACUGAGAUAACCCCAAUCGUAUUGUUUCUAAGUGGAGGAGUUCCGGGCAAGCUGGGUUGGGCUUUGGGCCUGUUUUUAUUUAACCUCUAGUUUCAAAUCGUGCUAGCUUUUGGUCUAAAUGUGGCGCUCUCUUGGUGUUUAUUUUAGGUCAAAUAAGUCCGAACUGUAGUCUUUAGGUUCUUUUUCUUUCUCACGCGAAAUCUAUUUACCUGGUUAGAUACCUCCUUUGUUGUUAUACUGUCAACUAGGUUCGAAAGAUGUUGU
Blastomyces gilchristii SLH14081 is the source of this 2111-nucleotide messenger RNA. RefSeq lists its product as uncharacterized. Bases 173 to 1852 code for a protein of 559 amino acids. NCBI's taxonomy places the organism in Eukaryota, Fungi, Ascomycota, Eurotiomycetes, Onygenales, Ajellomycetaceae. The record is from RefSeq and is a predicted model, not a curated record. The transcript is spliced from 3 exons.